UAAAAAGCUGGCACUGCAGGCAGUCCUGGCAGACAGACAGCUCAAGUUCCUUUGGCACAUCUUGCUGUGGACUGCGUGAUGGGAAAGUCAAUGCUCUUCCUUGGCUUUCUUCUUAUUUUCCUUGGGCUGGCUCUGCCAGGCACCCAGGGAAAAGUAUUUUCCAGAUGUGAGAUGGUGAGGAUCCUACGUCGGAAUGGCUUUGAGGGCUUCGAGGGCACAACUGUUGCUGACUGGAUGUGCCUGGUGGAACAUGAGAGUGGUUAUAACACUAAGGCGUAUAAUAACAAUGGUCCAAGCAGGGACUACGGCAUCUUUCAGAUCAACAGCAAGUACUGGUGCAAUGAUGGCAGGACCGCUGGAUCCAAGAAUGCCUGCCAUAUCAGUUGCUCAAAAUUGCUCAAUGAUAACAUUGACGAUGAUAUUCGGUGUGCCAAGAAGAUUGCUCGAGAGGCUCAUGGCCUCAGUCCCUGGUACGGCUGGAAAAACCAUUGCCGGGGCAGAAACCUGAGUUCCUAUGUCAGGGGUUGCUAAAUUGCUCCACAGGUGCUCGUCGUCUUCUCAGCAUCACCAGAGGUGGAGAAUGACGGCGUUUGGAGAGGAGACCGGGGAAAUGGAUAGGUGUGGGGAAUUAAAAGCAGUAUAUUAUUAAGAUAGAGAGAGUACUGGCUAGUGCUGACUCUGGAGGCCUUCACACUGCUGCAAUGCAAACAGAGAACUUAACAACUUGUGGCUUAAUACAAACGAGGCUUAGCAACAGGUAGAGUUUCAGCUGUUCACUUGCAUAAUCCUGACUCAAGAUUUUAUUGCCUAACAGGGCUUAGCAACAUUUAGGGUUUCUCUCUCUGUUUGUAUCUUUCUCUGUUCUCUUUGCCCCUCCCUUCCUCCUCUCCUCCCUCCCCUUCAUUUUUUGCCCAUUCUUAUUGGAGUGCCUGUAGUGAGAAAAGACAAAAAUUAAUGUACACUGUGUAAGACCUGCAGAAUUGAGUUGCCUUAUGACUAGGACGGUCACUGAUGGAGGUGGGGAGUACAGUUCACUGACAGAGAGAAAACAAUGCUGAAACAUGACCUUGCUCCUUAAAUUUAUCUGAGCAUCUGCUCCUGGCUAGUAUGAGGGAUAGGACACUGAAAGGUAUGGGCAUCUGGCCUGGGUGAAUACAACCUUUCUUAUUCUUUGAGGAAGCUGAUCAAACACAGCCUAGAAUGCAGGCAGCAUCUCUGUGAGGAAACUAUGGGUUGGAAAGCCGAUUGGGAAAGGGAAAUGUUUUGCUGUUGAGCUCACAAGUCCUUCUUCCAAAUGAAAGCUGAAUUCAGAAACAGGGCAUAAAUGAAAGAUGCUAACACUGAAACCACGUUUGCUUCUUCAUGUGCUUUCUGCUGCUGCUAGGGGAGCAGUGACCUCUUUGGUGCUUAUGCAAUAAAGGGAUGCUUAAACUUG
This is a messenger RNA of Corvus hawaiiensis (hawaiian crow), 1435 nucleotides long. RefSeq names its product lysozyme (gene LYZ). Lineage: Eukaryota; Metazoa; Chordata; Aves; Passeriformes; Corvidae. The record is from RefSeq and is a predicted model, not a curated record. Bases 79 to 531 code for a protein of 150 amino acids. Gene Ontology annotation, molecular function: lysozyme activity. The transcript has 4 exons.